Nilaparvata lugens (brown planthopper) is the source of this 1253-nucleotide messenger RNA. RefSeq lists its product as uncharacterized. The coding region runs from base 135 to 473 and encodes 112 amino acids. NCBI's taxonomy places the organism in Eukaryota, Metazoa, Arthropoda, Insecta, Hemiptera, Delphacidae. The transcript has 3 exons. The record is from RefSeq and is a predicted model, not a curated record.
AAAGAAUAAGAAGAAUAAUCUUAUUGUGGUCGAACGAAAUGGAAAUGUUUAUUUCAAAUUCAUUCCGUUUGCAAAUCGGUUACAGAUUGAAUCAGUACAGGUAGACAUUUAAUUUAAAGGUACGAGAAGGUGGAAUGUUGAAAUUGAGGAAACCUCAGUGUGUUUGGGCGCAGUGGGAUGGAACAAUGGAGGCUCCAUUACCAAAGAUACUGCGCAGCGAUCUGGCGACUACACUAUUACUGACGAGCGUCGAAAAGUCUUGGACUGCUACCUCAAAACAUGCUUGCGAAGCCAAAAGGCAGAAGACGCAUGGGGACGCCGAGGAUAAGAUGGUUGCCGGAAUGAAGAAGCUAACAAAGCCUAACGACACCAACGAUUGGGGAUAUUCCCUUGGUGAACCCGUGUUGUCUAGGCAACCAUUGGUCAAUCAAAUACUUGAAUACACAACUUUUGAAAAUGGUGAGAGAAGAUGACAGAACCAUGCUUGUAUGAUUGAAGAGUCCGGAGUUGGCGACCUCAGCCAGCACGAGCCUUGCCAUGGUCCACUAAAUCGUAGAAGACUAUGGUAUCAACACUACAGAUGGCCAUGGCCCUGCCCAACUGCGUGACUGGAAGUGAGUACUUAUAGGCUACUGAUUCAAUUCAAUUAAAAGAGAGACUGCAUGUUAGGCUAAGCCACCUCCGAUAAUAUCAAUCAAUCAAUUCAUUUAUUUCACAAACGAACAUAAUACAAAAUAAGGGGGAAAAAUAUAAAAAUGUGAAAUAAAAGUGGAAAACCCUAGGCAUAAGCCCGAUUGAGGUGUAAUACUCCUAAUAAAACAAAUAGAAAUACUCAGAGGAUAGCAAAUAAGAUAUGAGAUAUACUCAUAUCUCAGAUAAUAACAUUUGUUUUUGUGGCAAAAUUCCAUUCAUCCCAUGAAAAAUUGAAAAUUAGGUAAAGAAAAAUAAAAUGAAAUUUCACUUGAAAUGAAAGGAUUUUAUUGUAAAUAUCAAGAAUGAAAUAUACCGGGUGUUCUGAAAAAAGGUGCCCAUGAGUCAGGGCGCCCAUUCCUCACAUCAAAAGAAGAAUUAACAUAGGUCCGAAAAUGCUUAGUUACCAAGUUAAACAGGGUGAAAGAUUUCGUCUGAAUCUCAGUUCCCCUGCUGAAACGAAGCCCUACGGGUAUUUGUUGGCUGUUGAUUAAGAUGUAUAAUUUAGCGUACUUCAUGUAAAAUGAACUGGAAAAUUGAAUAAAAUCGUUUCCAGACCUGUA